ACAGGUAGUGGAGACCAAGAUGUUGCCACGCCGGUUGAAGAUGUCCGGCCAAGCUGGCUGGAUACGAAAAUGGGUUGUUCGCCUUCUAGUCCUUUCUUUGCUUAGCACAGUGCUAUUCAUGUACUGUUUAACACAAGUCGAACAGGAAUCUCAGAUAAAUUGGAGACAUUCACAAGACGUGGGGAUAGUAAGGAGAGAUAUUCUCAAAGCUAAAGCAUUAACAGCGGAGGACGACGGUGUCAUUCAAGAGCGAUUGGACGAAAUCCGGAAAGAAAUCCUCAGCGCCGAUCGACCCCGCCCUCCCGACUCUGUGUACAAUCUCAAUGUCACGCUAAGUGAUCGUCUCCCGCUUCGAAGAGACGUCCCCGAUGCACGGUCUCAAGACUGCAAGAGACUGGUGUAUGACCGUGACAAGUUGCCAAACGUGACGGUUAUUAUGCCGUUCUACAAUGAAGCUCUCUCAAUGCUACUGCGCGCUAUUCACGCUCUAUUAGACAGAACCCCAAGCCGCCUCCUAGUAGAAAUAAUACUCAUCGAUGAUGCUAGUAAAAACGAAGAUCUAAAGGAACCUUUGACUAAAUAUAUACGACUACUCAAAAAAGUCAGGCUGGUACGAAGUAUUAAAAGGGAGGGGCUGAUACGGGCUAGAAUGCUAGCAGCCAGUUUAGCAACCGGAGAGGUCAUCAUAUUUCACGAUGCCCAUACUGAGGUGAACCACGGGUGGGUGGAGCCUAUUCUUCAAUACCUCAAGGACAACCCGCACAGCGUGGUACAGCCAGCUGUGGACGAAAUCGACCAAUGGACCAUUGCCUAUAGAAGCGGAGCUGAUCGUAUGAGGGGAGGCUUUGGAUGGGACAUGAAGUAUGUCUGGAUGGCAACCCCGGAGUUUGAAUUAAAGAAACUCAAAACAUUUGCAGACGCGUACAGAACCCCUACACUGGUCGGGUGUGCAAUAGCCGUUACUAAGAAAUAUUUCCAAGAAAUCGGCGGCUUUGACGAAGGGCUGAACAUAUGGGGAGGAGAGAACAUCGAACUCGCUUUUAGGGUGUGGCUUUGCGGGGGGUCCGUGAUGACAGUGCCGUGUGCACACGUCGGUCACGUGUUCAAGCCCUUCUCAUACAGCUUUGACGGGGACAAGGAGAAGAUUGUUGCCAAAAAUAUAAUGCGAGUUGCAGAACUUUGGAUGGGGCCAUAUAGACGCUACAUGUACGCAGCAACGAGAGCUUUUGAUUACAAACGUGUCGACUUCACGCCGAGGGAUAUUGCCCUGAUACGCAGCCGUAAAACGUGGAUCACAGACCGCCAUAAAUGCAAAUCCUUUGAUUGGUUUCUAAACAAUAUAAUUCCGGAGCAUAAUAUCCCUCCACUGAACGCCAAGAACUUCGGAGAGGUCAUGAACACGGCAUCAAGGGCGUGCUUGGAGGUGGAUGACCAUGGUUACAUAGUCAUGACCUAUGAUUGUUAUUAUUCCCGCGUCAGACCCGAAAAUGAAUUUGCGCUCUACCACGACGGGCGAUUAAAAUUACGCGAUAAAUGCGUCACGUUGCACUACCCUUCACUGAUGCUAACACUCCAAGACUGUGAUAUGAAGCAUAUACAAACGUUUUGGGAUUUGAAUCCCAUAACGCCCUCUUACGGCAAUAUUGUUAUUACUAUUAUAGACCGAGGAGUUGAGCGUACUCUGUGUAUAGAACAAGUGACAGCGGUAGUAGAGCCACUAGAUGGGAAACAAGCACCGCAAGCCACUAUUUGUAGGACUGAGAACAACGCGUUUCAAUUGUGGACGUUUUCCUAUGCUUUGGAUUAUUCACAUUACCCGUAAUUAGCUGUUUAUGAUAUUGCUUGUCAAUCCUCGUGGUUUAUGCUAUGAUAUUACUUUACGUCUGAGAUCUCCAAUGGGUUUUAUGGCCAGAUUUUUUUAAUAUUUAUAUUAAGCCCCCUCCAAAAAUCAUGCGUUACGAGUUAAAUAUUUACCUUCUUUUUUAUGUAAAAGAUACAUAUAUGACAUAAGAAAUAUAAUCUAAGAAAUUUUUGUACGUCUUUGUGAGAUUUAACUUUAAAAAAGAAUAUUUCCGCUUCAAAUUGCUGUGACGUUUGAAGAUCACAGCUUGGCGCAUUUCAAUAGCGCAACUACCACAUUCUAGAUCUUCAAAUCCGUUUACGUUCCAUCAAUUAAUUAUAAAUGGCUUAAACAGGGAUUUACCAAUAUACACUGUCGUAUUAUGACGGUUAUCUCUGCAAAAGAUAAUACAUCCGACAGACUGUGACUGAAUAACAGGUAACGUCAGCAUCAAACAGGAUAUUUUUAUACAAAUUAUAGGCCUACACUGUUGGAGAAAUCUUCAAAUUAAAAAAAAAAAAAAGAGACUGACGCUUAGCUUGUUCAAAUUCGACAGAGGUGUUACCAAUAAAAAUGGCCAGAGUUAAAAAAAGAUUAAAAUCUGGAGAAUUUGCUCUAUCAACGUCAAUAGAACAACAUUGUGUAACCCGAAAAUGUGAAAAAAGUGGUCGCAACGUUAUCCAAUCAACAUUAACAUGUGAACGUUGUGUUACCAGAAAGUGGUUUUCUGUCAA
Molecule: messenger RNA, 2574 nt
Organism: Lingula anatina
Lineage: Eukaryota; Metazoa; Brachiopoda; Lingulata; Lingulida; Lingulidae
Product: polypeptide N-acetylgalactosaminyltransferase 13
Biological process (GO): protein O-linked glycosylation
Cellular component (GO): Golgi apparatus
Molecular function (GO): polypeptide N-acetylgalactosaminyltransferase activity
Source: RefSeq, a predicted model, not a curated record